AUGGCAGACAUCGCCGGCUACCACACUGACGCCAAGCUGGGCCAGGACCUCCACUCGAACAAACGUAAGCGCGACACACGCGACCAGGGCAUGGGCCGAGCUGCUCCCAACAUGGGCAGCACCGACUUGACCGACCAGGACACGGCUUUCCACCUCGCCGCACACAACGCCGGUGCCAACGACGACCUGCACCACUUCGACAUGGGCAACCAGAACGGGGGCAACUCAUCGAGCGUGGGCGACACGGCUGCAGCUGCUCUGGCAUAUCACCAGAUGACGGUGCCACAGGCGACAGAGCUGCAGUUCCAGACACAAGGCACAGGCGGCGACAACUCGUUCAACAUGGGCGACCAUCAGCAGCAGUCGAGCAUGCAGGACUUUAGCCUCGAAGCCCUGAAGGCUGCGACACAGACAGGCCGUCCUGGCCAGCCUGCCAACAGCGACUCGCCGCCCCAGAGUGCGUCACAUAAGCCGCAGGUUGGGUCUGAUGAGUGGCACAAAGUCAGGCGAGAUAAUCACAAAGAAGUCGAACGCCGCCGGCGCGAAACCAUCAACGAAGGCAUCAACGAGCUUGCAAAGAUUGUGCCUGGCUGCGAGAAGAACAAGGGCUCGAUCCUGCAGCGCGCAGUGCAGUUCAUCACGCAGUUGAAGGAGAACGAGCAGCAGAACAUUGAAAAGUGGACGCUCGAGAAGCUGUUGACGGAGCAAGCCAUCACGGAGCUCAGCGCCAGCUGCGACAAGUUCAAGGCCGAGUGCCAGCGAGCGUGGGAAGAGGCUCAGAUUUACAAACGUGCGUGCGAGAACGCAGGCCUCGUGCCCGAGGAGAUCAAGGAGCGAGAAAACAAUGGCGAGCCGACGGGGCCAAGCUGA
Didymella exigua CBS 183.55 is the source of this 870-nucleotide messenger RNA. RefSeq lists its product as uncharacterized. NCBI's taxonomy places the organism in Eukaryota, Fungi, Ascomycota, Dothideomycetes, Pleosporales, Didymellaceae. Gene Ontology annotation, molecular function: DNA-binding transcription factor activity; protein dimerization activity. The transcript is spliced from 2 exons. The record is from RefSeq and is a predicted model, not a curated record. The coding region runs from base 1 to 870 and encodes 289 amino acids. Gene Ontology annotation, cellular component: nucleus.